CACAGCAGAGACCAGAGAGUCAGAGAGCCGAGUCAUUUAAUCAUCGUUCUUGCGUAAGAACUAAUCACUGAAAUAUAAUAUUUUGAGUUGCGAAUUUGGGUGAUCAGUUUUCUCAGCGAUGAAGUCGUUCAAAGAAAGGCGAAGUUUUGAGCAAAGACGGAAGGAUGUGGAGGAAAUACGCUGCAAACAUCCUCACAAGAUUCCAGUGAUCAUUGAGAGGUAUGAAAGGGAGAGGAGUCUACCCCUGCUGGAUAAAUCAAAGUUCCUAGUACCUGAUCAUGUGACCAUGGGAGAACUCGUCAAAAUUGUCAGACGAAGACUCCAACUCAACCCCCACCAGGCCUUCUUUCUUCUCGUCAACCAAAAAUCCCUCGUCAGUGUUUCAACGUGUGUCUCUGAGGUGUACCAGUGUGAGAAAGACGAGGAUGGCUUCCUGUAUCUUGUCUAUGCUGCACAGGAAACAUUUGGUUAAUGGAACUUUUCUUGAGGUAUUGUGGACUGGUAACGCCAAAGCGAGUGCGUGGGACUGCAUAUAUGAAAUUGUAAACUUUUAGAGAUCAUACAUUGGCUAGCUGCACCAGUGUGAUGUGUCUGGGACUACAUGUAAGUGAUUUUCAAGAAAUGAUAAACCAUCACCAGAUGUUAUGGUUGGGACUACAUGUAAGUGAUUUUCAAGAAAUGAUAAACCAUCACCAGAUGUUAUGGUUGGGACUAAAUGUUUAAGUGAUUUUCAAGAAAUGAUAAACCAUCACCAGAUAUUAUGGUUGGGACUACAUUUGUCUGAUCAUCGGACCAGCUUCUAGUAUUAUGAGUUCCAGUAGUCAUGAAAGCAAAUCGGAUCAUGAUCACGAAUUAAAUUGUCUUCGUUAUUUUAGCAGCUUUUACAGUAAACAAACUAAAUAUUCAUACCUUUUGUAAAUUUUGAUGUUUUUUGUGUUUUCGUAUUUCAAGAAGGAAUGGUGAAUUGGUUGAAUACUUUCAGAUGCAAGCUUAUACACUGUAUACCACAUUCUCAAGAAACUUAAAUUGGAACGAAUCAAGUUUUCACAAACAUAUAGGUAAAAUUUACAGUACCUUGUAAGGUAUGACAUGACCUAUUCUUGGUUGUUUGGGAUAUUGUAAUUAUUUUAUUCGGUCUGCCGUCUGUCUGCAUUCCACGUUGUUGGUGUGACCUUUGUAUGAUUGUCAUGUAGUACUUGAUUAACAUAUCUUGAUGAAGUCACAGGUUUUAGGAAUGAACAUUUCGGAAAAUCGUGAAAAGCAGAUAGCCCGAGAGAUAGAAAUACAUGUAUGAAGGAAUUUCCUUCAUUCAUUUAUUUUAUUUUAAGGGUUCUCAUACAUGUAUGAGGCUUACCCAGAAUUACAAAAAUACAACAAAUGUAUUCAAUAUGAUUAUACACUAUUAUUAAGAUUGAAUGAACAUGUAUAUACGAUAGAAAAAAUUAAAAGAAUUAUUUAGCAAGGCUUUUACUAAUUUAAUCAUUUCAUACAGUGCAUCCAAAUAAUUGAUACCUUUUCUUUUAGGGCAUACAUGUACAUGAUAUACAGUAUAUGUAUGUUACUAUUGAAUAACUGAGGUAAAGUUAUAUACCCAGUCAUUUUUAUUUUUUUAAUUCUGGAGCUAAAGUCGUGAUGAACUUGAUAUAAAACAUCAAAUGUACAUGUACAGUAUCAUGUAGAUUAUUGUUUGAAAAUAAUACCAAAAAUGAGAAGAUAUUUAAUUGUAAAUUCAAAAUUAUGUUGAGACCCAUAUUACGUAAAAUUUUACUUUAUCAGUACUUCAGUUAUAAAUGUGAUUUUAUCAUUUUUUUUAUUUCACAAGUUGUAAAUAGUGCUCAUUUAGAUGGUGCAUGUAAAUUGUCUUAAUUUGAUAUUAUUAUAGCGCAUGUUAUUGUUAUGUAACCAAAAAAAUUUAGAACAUUAUACAUGUAGAUAAGGCAUUAAUAUUCAAUAAUUUGGGCCAUUUGUAUGAAAUGCCAAUGAAGAAGUGCAACAUAUGCUCAAAGUCGGAAGGUUUCAUACUAUACAAAUACUGAUACAAAUGUUUACUACUUUGAGGGGCACAGUUAAAAGGUGAUUGCGAAACUGUCCUGUGCGUGUAUCUAUUGUUAACUUUACGCUCAGCCACUGCAUCUUUUUACUGUAUGCGCAAUUAAAACUACUGUAUGCCUGGUCAAUAAAUGUUGGCUAUACUGCCCAGCAUUUAGCAGCAAAUUGGUUGUCUUCAGUUUUGACCAAUCAGAAGUCUGGAAUCUUCAUACGCGUUU
Molecule: messenger RNA, 2267 nt
Organism: Strongylocentrotus purpuratus (purple sea urchin)
Lineage: Eukaryota; Metazoa; Echinodermata; Echinoidea; Camarodonta; Strongylocentrotidae
Product: microtubule-associated proteins 1A/1B light chain 3A
Exons: 4
Coding region: 119-472 (117 amino acids)
Biological process (GO): cellular response to nitrogen starvation; autophagosome assembly; autophagy of mitochondrion
Cellular component (GO): autophagosome; cytosol; autophagosome membrane
Molecular function (GO): ubiquitin protein ligase binding
Source: RefSeq, a predicted model, not a curated record